AGCUUGACUCAGGAUCCGUUGCCAUGGUGAACGCGCCACGACGCGCGAGACUCCCCUGCUCGAGCCGUUUGCUCAGUGCUGCGCGAGCGCAGUCAGGAUUUCUCUCGGAUUCUCUCACGCGCGCUGGUUUUAACGGCAGUUUUACAGAUUUCUUUUACAAAUCUCAGUGGAUUGUUAUUUUUUUUUUUCUUCUUAAAUCGCUAGUUUUGCCCAAGAUACUGAAUAACCGAUAUCCACUCUCCUUAUUUUGGAAAUUUGUGAAAGAAUUUGGUUCAGAAUGCCACCAGCUCUCGACAAGACUUUAGAGAAAGACCGCAGGAUUCACAUUUCAUCUCCAGUUUUAACCCGAGAUGUGGAUUCCAGCGGAGACAUGGAUCCUCAGAUUAAACUGAUGGAUGACAGCUAUACGAGGUUUUGGUUGAACCUUUCCUCCUUGUCUGUUCUCGACUCCUGUAGCAUGAAAAGUUCUCUAGAGCUACCAGAGAUGCCCUUACAGUCACUGUUUCACAACUCAGCGUCUUAUAAAAUAGAGCUCCAGCCAACUUUGGGAUCUCUGCUUGGCUGUGUGUCCAUGGAUGAAAGUGGUGCAGAUUGUCCAUUGCUUCAUGACGACUCCAGUUUCAAAGAAAGAAUGGCGGCUGAAGAGCAGUCCAGGAACGUUUCAAAAGAUCAUCAGAACUUAACGCAAACUUUGUCACCUCUGCAGUACUUCCAAAGAGAAAGUGAAUCUCUUUGUUCACCAAGAUCAAGCGGAAUCAGGAACAGCAACCUGAGCGAUGCUUUAACACCAGUGUGGCACUCGGCAUCUCACGGUGCAGUGAAGGAGGAAGUAGACGCUCGGAGAAUGCGACUCGCUUCUCAACACCGUGUAUUAGCAACUCGCACAGACCGAGCGAAAUUGAGGCUCCAUGCACUGCUGGGUGAAAACGCCCUGCAGAACUUCAACAAGCAACUAGAAGAAAUAAGGAGGAAAUUCUCACCUACGUCAGCCAAAACCGAACCUGAUCCACUCAGUCCUGCAGAAAACAAAUGUGAUAAUGCUUUAGAGGCUCAUGAGGAAGUCGACUGUCAUCCUGAUCAUUCUUCAGGGCAGAAAUCCUCUAAGUUUAGUGGUCCAGAAAUGCAGCAGGGAAGCGGCGUCUUUAGCAGUUCCUCUGAAGACUCCUUGGUGGAGAAAAGCUCUGAGAGUGUGCAGCUUAUCAGAGGUGUACAGAGUUUCGUACAGUGUGGACAGGCAGUACUUCGCGAGGCACAGCAGGCUUUGGACUCAGAUGCUACAGAAAGCAGCUCAGAUGAUGAGUGGGAAGAAGGGACCAGAGAAAAGAGACCCAGCUCAGGCUGUCUGGGAUGCGAGUGGAGGUUUCAGUGUGAGAGAGUGAAGCUGGCGAGUCAGUGGACGUGGCUGAAACUCAGGCUGUCCGAGCUGGAUUUGCAGAUUCAGCAAGUUUCACAGCUCCAUCAGCACCUGCUCGCCAACAAGGGAGGUGUAGUUUUGGCCGAGGCUCAGCCGCUGACGGACCUACAGAUCCAGCAGACUCUGCUGACUGAGACGGCUGGUUUGACGUUAACAGCGGGACACACACAUGAUCUCAACUCCGAGCUCGACACGGAGCCUAGCAGCCCCACACGCCUCCUCCGAAACAUCGAGAGACAGAGUGCCCAGCUGAGUCAGAUAGUGAACAGUCUGAUGGCUCCGCUGAGUGACUCGCCCUCACGCUUUCCUGUAGCUAAAGGAGACAGCAGGUGCUGGAGAGGCUCAAGAAAAAGACCCUUUAACAGCCGUGGGAAAGAUGUGUUCCUGCACACCGGCUCCACAUUUAUAGGCAAGACAGAUCAGAAGAAGAGGCGUGUGUGUCGCCGAGGUCAGCUCCUGUCUCAGGUGGACGUCACUCGUGUGUGUGCACGGACUCGCCCUUUGCUGACUUAUCACAAGCCCCGGCUCUUCAUCAUGGAUCAAUCGCCAGUCACACAGCAGGGAGCAGACUUCUCAGCCUCCCGGUGCUCAAGCUCUGUUUCCUGUGAUCCCAUGAGUGUGUGUUCAGACCCAGUUUACUCCAACAAGAGCUCAGUGUCCCACUGCGUCCAUACGGCUUUCUUCAAAAAGGACUGGCUCCAUCAGUCUCGACCCAUCGUUCUGUCACCCAGCUUCACCACUGCAGAGAAACAUGAAUCCUCCAUAUUCAAUUGCACACAUGAGCUCCAUGCUGCACAGACGCAUAGCGAAGCAACACCGACUCAGGAGACGCCCACACAGACCUGCAGGCGGACAGUGAAGAGACGACGCCAGCGCCGGACAGAUGUCGACAUGUGUGUGCCCCAGUCUGGCAUGUUUUCUCCCAGUGCUGAGGACAGUACAGAGGAUUUGCUCACACCCCACCGCACAAACCUACACCAGAGAAAGUCACAGUUUCCAAUACGCAGGAGAAACGGUGAAAGCGUCUACAACAUAAACAACAUAGUCGUCCCGAUGUCUCUGGCCGCCUCUACCACAGUGGAGAAGCUGCAGUAUAAGGACAUUCCCACACCCAGCUGGAGGGUAGUGGAGCUUUCGCCGCUUGUAAAGAAAGAGGUGGAGGAGGAUAUCGAUAAGGUGGAGUCGCUAUCAGAUGAGGUGUUUAUUCAGCGACACCAGAGCUACGAGCGCAGCGAGAAACUCUGUUGGAGAUCCUGGGAAAAGGGCAGGAGAUGCACACAUAGGACUAGGUUUUCCAGCAGUACGGACGUAUCAUCUGAUUGUGAACCAGUGUCAUGGACGUGCAGCACACCUACAGACGCAACACAGGACAACAUGGAGGAAAGAGAGCCUCAGCCGCCCUGGGAGAGACGCGUGUUCCCGCUGUCUAAGACUGACGAGGAGACUCUGAGAUGUGACGAAGUCGCACUUAAGACAGAGGAUGUUCUCUGGCCAAAGAUCGAGGAGAUGGAGUCCAGUUUGUCAGACAGCAGCUGUAAGAACAGCGUCUCUUCCCUCUGUAAUGCUCACACACCUCCCUCUGCUGGAAACACACAGAACAACAAGUGCAAAGUGACUUCAACACCGACUCACACUGACAUCCUCUCACCUGUGCACUACAGGAGCAGAGGGCUACGGAGCAGGAAGUGACAUCACGCUGAUAAAUCAGACUUUGGCCCUUUUGUGAUGCAGCUGAUGCGAAAUCAGUAAAGGUAUCUUAAAAACAUUAUUGAGCCAGGGAGCUCAUACACACACACACACACACGCACACACACACACACACACACACACACACACUCUCAUGUCUUGUGAAUGUUGCUGAAUGUGAGUCCGACUCUUUCUCUGACUCUCAGGGACACGGUGCAUGUAAAGAUGCGAGCUCUUGAGUGUUAAAUGUGCACUUCACCCAGUUCACUUGCUGGAGGAUAAAAAGAUCCAGGCUUCGCUCACUCGCUUCACCUCUUCAGCUUUAUCUCUAUGGCAACACAACCGUCUCCGUCCUGCUUGUGUGAGGGAAGUUUUGAUGGAGUUUGAGCUUUAGAGGUUUUUCAGGAACACCUUUGAGAAAUCCCAGGAAGACGACAGAGACGUCCAGCACAUCAGAAGGUGUGAAGAAAAGAAUAGACACCAAUCUCAUAAAAACGAACAUGAUACAUACACCAUUUUCUCUCUCACUCCUAAUGUAAUCCUUACAUCUGAGCUUAUCUCACACACUCUCCUUAACAUACACCAGUAACACACCCUGUUCAUAAAACAACAAGUCCUUAUAUCACAGCACUCUUGAAUUCUCACGCCUGAUUGGUUAGAAGAUAUUGAUGAAUUUUCUGACAGUAAUUCAAAUCACAGGUUUAUAUUCAUGCUCUUAUUUUAAUACAUCAUCGUUCCUAUAGUAACAGCUCAUUUACAGUGACUUGUAAAGCAGACACGACAUAAACGGAUUAAAUACUUAGUUAUAUGGUGAAGAUAUGGUGAAGUUUUCCAUAAGGAGAUGUUUGUUUAAAAAUUGCGGACAGAGUCUCCAUGUUUAAGUUAACUUUUCCAACUUCAAGACAGAGGAGUUUAUGCUUUAUAAAUUUUUUUUCUUAAUAACUUUUUGAGAGAAAAAAAGAGAGGAAUUUGAGGGAAUGACUGUUUAUAGCUCCUAUAACAUAAGUGAGAACAAGGAAUAAUUGUUUUGUGCAUGUUCCACAACUAUCUAUCUAUCUAUCUAUCUAUCUAUCUAUCUAACUAUCUAUCUAUCUAUCUAUCUAUAUACAUAUACACAUAUACAGUACUGUGCAAAAGUCUUAGGCACAUGCAAAGAAAUGCUGUAGAGCAAAGAUGCCUUCAAAAAUAAUGAAAUUAAAUGUUUCUACAUUAAAAAAAAUACUAUAAAGAGCAGUAAACAGUAAUAAAUGAAACAAAGUCAAUAUUUGGUGUGACGAUCCUCCGCUUUAAAAAAUAUAUAUAUAGUAGUCUCAGGUGCAGUGUGUGCAGUUUUAUAAGGAAAUGAGCUGGAAGUGUUACUGAGCGUCUUGCAGAAGCAGCCACAGUUCUUCUGGAGACUUUGACUGUCGACUCGCUUCUUAUUUCUGCAGCGAAACUCAGCAGCCUUCAUUAUGUUUUUAUCUGAAAAGUGUCUCUUAUGGAAUCUGCUGCUUUCUUUACUGACAUACAAACAUUUUUCUGUAACAUUUCAUUUUGUGCUGGAAAACUAAUGUUUGGAAAUCUAAAAUGUUUUUGUACUGAAUCAAUAAUGUAGAAGUCAGAAAAUAAAAAUCUAUAACAAAGUUUGUACUAAAAAAA
This is a messenger RNA of Pangasianodon hypophthalmus (striped catfish), 4738 nucleotides long. RefSeq names its product KAT8 regulatory NSL complex subunit 1-like (gene kansl1l). Gene Ontology annotation, cellular component: NSL complex. The record is from RefSeq and is a predicted model, not a curated record. The transcript is spliced from 17 exons. The coding region runs from base 278 to 3103 and encodes 941 amino acids. Gene Ontology annotation, molecular function: histone acetyltransferase binding. NCBI's taxonomy places the organism in Eukaryota, Metazoa, Chordata, Actinopteri, Siluriformes, Pangasiidae.